Microtus ochrogaster (prairie vole) is the source of this 6181-nucleotide messenger RNA. RefSeq names its product polyamine modulated factor 1 binding protein 1 (gene Pmfbp1). Lineage: Eukaryota; Metazoa; Chordata; Mammalia; Rodentia; Cricetidae. The record is from RefSeq and is a predicted model, not a curated record. Gene Ontology annotation, cellular component: sperm head-tail coupling apparatus. The transcript has 24 exons. Bases 2840 to 5905 code for a protein of 1021 amino acids. Gene Ontology annotation, biological process: spermatogenesis.
GAUGAAUCACCUGUAUUAAUUGCUUCUCAUCCGAACAUUGCAGAAGAAUGAGCAGAAAGAAGCUGGAACAGUAAGAUGCGAAAAUCCAGAGCCUCCCAAGCCAAGCUCCUGCAGAAGACAGAGGGCCUGGCAGCUGAGCUGGAUGCUUCAGGAGCAGAGGAUCUAUCAACAGCAGACCAAGCGUGGGGAGCUGCAGACAAACCUGGACCAGUAACCUGGCUUGCUCUGGGAGCGCCGACGGUACUCAGUGGCCUGGCGGUGGGCAGCAAGGAACGCGCCGCGGCCAUGAGGCAAGAAAUCGACUCAGGCUCGAUCAUUGACACCUGGUAAAGACAAAGACUCAGCUGGGGAAGAGACAGAAUUGGAGACUCCACCUUUCAAGCCCAGACUCUGAGAAAGCUGUCACGGAGAAAAAUACUAUUUGAAAAACAGACGGCAAUACUUUGAAAACAAGAAAAAAGUUCCCAGACGAGGCCUGAAGAAGUGAUGAACUCAACAGAGAUGCAAGAAACAAAGAUGUGGAAACUGGGACUUGAAAAGAGGCGACAUUAACCAAGUCUUAGACCCAAAAGAGCAGUUAGCAAUCAGGAUCUACUAUCUUACCCCCUCUGGGGUGAGGUUGCUUCUACAUGAAAUGCUUGCACCCUCCUAAGAGACUGGGAUGGAUGGUUCCAGAUUGUCAGUUAUGAAGCAGGGAACCUCCCUCUAUGCCUUCUCUUUUACCCAUCUGGCAAACAUUACUGUCCAGUACCUUGGAGAUGUAUCAUGAAACCCUUCUUUUUUCAACUGUGAGCACUUCCAAGUUGUCCCCCACUGUUAUUGCUAAUGACUCACAGGAGUCCUUUUCUUCCUUGAGGAACAAAACCCUGUUAUUGUUUUCUCUUGCUUUUUACUUGCUACAGUCCAGAACCAGUCAGUUAUCCUCCCUCUGAGUUACCUCCCUUGCUACAGUCCAGUAUAUUUCAUGGGAAUAAUGGACAGACACCUUCUAAUUUUCCUUUGAAAUAUUCUUUGAAACCAUCACAGUCUAGAAAAUUAUUUUUGUGGGGUUUUUUUUGUCACCUUUUAAAUAAGAUUCGAUUUGAGAAUCAUCAGCUGAUGACCCAGCAGACGUUCCUGAAGAGAAAUGUCAUUCUCAAGGACAUAUUUUUAGUGUGUGAUGCUCAGACUGAGCUUAUCGCCCUUACCAAAUAAAGAUGUUUGUCGAGGUAGAACAGCAAAGGGAAGUUGAGAGCUAUGACAGAGCAAGAAGGUCGCUUACUACAGCCCCUUCACCUCCAGAGGCAGAGAUGGGAGCUCAAUGAGAUGAGCCUCCCCCUGGGACAGAAUCCACAUGAUUUUGAACUAGGUUUCAAAGCUUUGGUAGCUCAGAGCCCUGUUGACUACUCUUUGAUGCCGAGUUACUUUUAAUCUUUUUGACUUGCCUUGUGUGGAAAUUACUUAUGCUGUCCAUUAUUAUUCCCUUUAGAGAACAAAGGAAGUAAGGAGUGAUCAUGAGGUUUGUGUUGGACCAAUGAAAUGUGAGCGGAAGUGAAGUGUUUCACUUCUUCUUUAUGAACUAGAAUGUACUUCCUCAGGUUCCCUGUCUGCCACCAUGGCAACAGACCAGGUACCAGAUAAUAGAGGUUCCACUAGAGGAAGACAAUAAGGAGCUGAGGAAGGAGAGUGUGGGGCAGAGCUCCAGAGGGUUCACAAAGGACGUGUAGCCUGAGUGGAAAGUAAUCCUUCCCAGUUUUAAGCCGCUGGGAUUGGGGUAGGGGGUGGCGGGAGAACUGGUAUGAAAUCGCCCAACCUUGCCCUACUCAACCAGGUAAGGCUGAGUGAUGCCAUCAUUCCCAUGAUGCAAAUCUGUGCAUGAAGAUGUAAGAGGGUCUAGAACACAGAAAAUCAGAAUGCAGCUCCAUAAGGCAUUCCAAACUCCACACAUCACAACCAUUCUUUCUUCUUGGCUUAUAUGAGGGAUGGGGGAUGUAGCUUAGUACAAAGAAUGAGUAUUUGGUGGCCUCUCAUUUUUGGAACCAUUCUGCAGGUAAGUGCUUGGUGGGAAUCCCCUCGGCCCUACAGUUAAGCCCGUAAUGAAUUAGAUUAUUUUAGGAAGGUCAAUGCAUUAUGACCUCAAACGCAUCAUCCUGUAGUUACGUCCCAUCACCUGUGCAGCCAUCUUUAGUUUCGCUGGAAGCUUUUUAAUCUAGAUCAUUCUCAGCCCUUUACAAGAUCUCUAACUUUAUAAUCCCCACCGUGGCAAGUUGAUGCCUUAAAAAAAAAAGUCACGUUACUGGACAUUUUAAAUUCACAGUGAUAAAAUGAACAGGUGAGCUUCAUGGACUAGCAAGAGAGCUUGUGUGUCCUUGGGUAAGCCAUUUCACAUCUCUGGGCCUCAGUUUCUGCCUCUGUGUGAUGGGGAUAAGAGUCAUCUUGCCCCCACCCAGAGUUAUUAUGGAAAUAGGUCACAUACAAAUAAUGAUCCUGCCUGGAUCAUUAAAAAAGCUAAAUAAGUCUUAACUGUAUCUGACCUGCAGAAUACACAGAAGUUUAGAAAGGAAGCGAGACCCUUUUCUUCCCUAGAAGAGCAAAUUCAGCAAACUCUUUCGUCCUGCACAUGGUGGUUUUCAGGGAAAGACGUAGACUACAGCUCUGCCUCCCUCACAGAGGUCUGAACGCAUGUGGAGACGCAGAUGGGUAGAGAAGCCGGUGUUGUUAACGGUUUAGGAGACUUUUCCAGCUCCCCAGCUGAGGGCAUCCAUCCAGCUGGGAAAAUCCUUAAAGGGCUGGACUCGUUUAUACUUUUUUCCAUCUUAAACACUUGGACUUUUUCAGGUUUAUAACAAAGCUCACAAAAAUGCUAAAGCUUAAAGGAGAAUUGCGAACUGCCAAGGGACUGAAGGAUGAGGCCGGGGAGAGAGACAGAGAAGUGAACAACCUGAACAGCAAGCUCUUGAGCCUGCAGCUCGACAUCAAGAAUCUCCAUGACGUCUGCAAGAGACAAGGGAAGACCUUGCAAGAGAACCAGCUGUGUGUGGAGGAGGCCCUGAUGAACAAGAGCCACAACAAGAAGCAAGCCCAGACGCUAGUCUUCAAGGAGACCCACGUAGACUUCGGGGCCAACAAGCAGUGUCACCUGAGGCAGCUGCAGCAGCUGAAGAAGAAGCUGCUGGCCCUGCAGCAGGAGCUGGAGUUCCGCACCCAGGAGCUGCAGACCUCCUAUUGCUCGCUGCUGCAGUACCAGUCCAUCCUGGAGAAGCAGACCUCCGACCUGGUUCUUCUUCACCAUCACUGCAAGCUCAAGGAAGAUGAGGUCAUUCUCUACGAGGAGGAAAUGGGGAACCAUAAAAAGAACACCGGGGAGAAGCUCCAUCUGGCGCAAGAGCAGCUCGCCUUGGCGGGGGACAAGAUUAUCUCCCUAGAACGGAGCCUAAACCUCUACAGGGACAAGUACCAGACCUCCCUGAGCAACAUCGAGCUGCUGGAAUGUCAAGUGAAGAUGCUGGAGGGAGAACUCAGCGGAAUCAUCGGCCAGGAGCCUGAGAACAAGGGCGACCACUCGAAGGUACGCAUCUACACUUCUCCGUGCAUGAUUCAAGAGCAUCAGGAGACCCUAAAGAGACUGUCUGAAGUUUGGCAAAAGGUUUCUGAGCAGGAUGACCUCAUCCAGGAGCUUCGGAAUAAACUGGCCUGCAGCAACGCUUUGGUUCUAGAGCGUGAGGAGGCUUUGAUAAAAUUACAAGCUGACUUCGCUUCCUACACAGCCACCCACAGGCAUCCCCCUACCUCCUCAGAAGACUGUGAGGACAUCAAAAAGAUCCUGAAGCACCUGCAGGAGCAGAAAGACAGCCAGUGUCUGCACGUGGAGGAGUACCAGAACCUCGUCAAGGACCUGCGCAUGGAGCUGGAAGCCGUGUCAGAGCAGAAGAAGAACAUCAUGAAGGACAUGAUGAAGCUGGAGCUGGAGCUACACGGGCUGCGGGAGGAGGCAUCAGCCCACAUCGAGAGGAAGGACAAGGAGACUGCCCUCCUGCAGCACCGGAUGCAGGACCUGCAGCAGCAGUAUACAGAGACACAGAAGCUGGCCCUGAAGAAGGACAAGUUGCUCCAAGACAAGGACGAGAGGCUGCACGAGCUGGAGAAGAAACUGGCACAUGUGCAGAACACCUUCAUGGAGAAAGAGGCGGAGCUGGAGAAGCUGCAGCGCGCCACGAAAGACCUCGAGGCAAAUCUGCAAGAGGCCAGGCAGGGCACAUCCAAAGUGGAUUGUGAGGCCCUGCGGUCCGAGGUCCAGAAACUGAAGGACACUCUGGAGGAGACCAAAGAGCAAGCAAAGCUGGCGGAUCAGAACCUCGCCCAGUGUAAGGAGGAAGCACAGCAGGCUGGUAGCAACCUAGAGGACGCUCAUCGGAAAAUCGAGAACUGCCUUCUCCUGGACAAGAAGAAGGCGGACGUCAUCAAGGAUCUGCAGGGUCAGCUGCAGAAGCUGCAAGAGGAGGCUGAAGCAGCUGAAAAGGAGAGAGUAGGCAACAGGAAACGUAUAGAGGAGCUAACCUCGGAACUCUACGAGAGCCAGCGGCGGCUGACAAAUUCCGACAAUGAGAAGAUGCUGCUCAAGAAGACGCUAAACGAGAGCGAACAAAGAAUAAGCGACCUGAUGGAAGCCGCCAAAAUCGCUGAGCAAAAGCAAAGAGAGCUAACGAACACCAAGAACAAGCUGGAAGAGGAACUUCAGGAGAUAAAAGGGUUGCUGGAGGAGAAACGGGAACAACUGAAAAGGAGCAAGGAACAGGAAAAGGCCCUGGAGGGAGAAAUUGAGGCUCUGCGACAGGAAGCAAAAAAGAAAGAAAAGAUGGCCAAAGAGCGGGUGAGGAAGCUGGAGGAAGAGAAGGAGAAUCUGCAGACGGAGCUCAGUUCCUGUUCCUCACACCUGGAGUCCACCAUCAACAAAUACAACAACUCCCAGAAAGUCAUCCAGGAGCUCAACGUAGAGAUAGCCCGCCAGAAAGACUCCAUCAUGAUUCUGCAGACACAGCUGGACUCAGCUAUCCAGAAAGAAAAGAACUACCUCCAGAACAUGGUCAGCAAAGAAACCUACGAAGAGGUUUUGCGGAAGUCGGGCGUCUGCCAAGACGACCUGACGCAAGCCCUGGAGAAGCUCACUCAUGCGACCGCUGAGACAAAGAGCCUGCAGCGCAACUUGCAACAGACCCAAGAGAGGAAGGCGCAGCUGGAAGAUGAAAUCAUGGCUUAUGAGGAAAGGAUGAAAAAGCUCAACGUGGAGUUAAAAAAGCUACAGGGCUUCCACCAGCAGAGUGAGCUAGAGGUGCACACCUUUGAUAAGAAACUGGAAGAGAUGAGCAACCAGGUGUUGCAGUGGCAGAAGCAGCAUCAGAGUGACCUCAAGAUGCUGGCCGCUAAGGAGACGCAGCUCCGGGAAUUCCAGGAAGAAAUGGCCACCCUGAAAGAGAACCUCCUUGCGGAUGAGAAGGAGCCAUGCUGCCUGCCCCCGAGGACAAUCAAAGACACCUGCAGGCUCCACUGGGACAAUGACCAGAUUAUGUGCAACAUGGAGCAGUGGGCAAAGGAGCAGAAGAUUGCCAAUGAGAAACUGGGAAACAAGCUGCGAGAACAGGUGAAAUACAUCGCCAAGCUGACCGGAGAAAAGGACCAGCUCCACAAUGUAAUGGUCCACCUGCAGCAGGAAAACAAAAAGCUGAAGAAUGAGAUAGAAGAGAAGAAGUUAAAGACCGGAAACGCGAGGAUCUGUGCCAAAGCCCUCGGCCCCUGCAAACUGGAACCCUCCCAAAGGGGGAAAAUUUGCAACCCACUGGGCUGGAGAGGAAUAGCCCAGGACGUGCCAAAAACAGACAUCACCAAGUACAUCGGGGCGCCCCACUGCUCGGGCUCCUCAUACUGCUAGCCGUGGCUCCUCGCCCUCAGCCCCAUCCCUACACAUUUGCAGAGGACAGCGAGUUCCUGCCCCUCCUUCUUGACCGGUAUCAGCUCCUACAGUCAUCCAUCGAGGCCCCUGUAUGGUUUACAAGACAUUAUUAUUGCUUUACUGAGUUGUCUACUUCCUGCAGUGGAGUGAGUUCGGAUACCCCACUCCCACCUCCAGGCCCAGACUCUGAAAUAAAGACCCAGACCACAAGCUUCCAUGAGCUCCUGGUGUCUCUGCACAGCCCAUCCCCAGCAA